CACAAGCCCAACACCGACCCGCACGGCACAUCCCCUCGCUCACCUGACCUCAACCCCCCGUUUCUCCCAUUCCCCUCCCUCGCGCCGACCACUCCCCCAUCCCCUCCUCCCCAACGCAGCAGCCGCCGCCGCUCCACCUGCUGCGUGGCCGGACCGAUCCGUCGCCCGGCUAGGGUUUCGCCCGCCCGCUCCCCGCGUUUCCAUCGAUUCGGCUCGAUUUCGCGCUGAGGGGCCGUGCCCCGGCACGCCGCCGGCUGCUGCUACUGCUGCUGCGGGUUUCUGCGGCCAGCCGCCCUCGUGUUGGGAGCUAGGGUAUCGGCUCCCCGCAUUGGUUGGCGCGCGCAUGGCGAUGGUGCCCAACGGGCUCCUGCCCAAUGCGUCGGCGGGGGUGACGAGGCGGCUCGACCCUGAGCGGUGGGCCGUCGCGGAGUCCCGGACCGCCGAGCUCAUCGCGCGCAUCCAGCCCAACGCCCACUCCGAGGGGCGGAGGCUUGCCGUCUACAACUACGUGCGGCGCCUCAUCAUGAACUGCCUCUCCUGUGAGGUUUUUACUUUUGGGUCAGUGCCUCUGAAGACAUAUUUACCAGAUGGUGACAUUGAUGUCACUGCUUUCAGUAAUAGUGAGGAAUUAAAGGAUACCUGGGCAAAUCUUGUUCGGGAUGCUUUGGAGCAUGAAGAGAAAAGUGAAAAUGCUGAAUUUUGCGUAAAAGAAGUUCAGUAUAUUCAGGCAGAGGUAAAGAUUAUCAAGUGUCUUGUGGACAACAUUGUUGUGGAUAUCUCAUUUAAUCAAGUUGGUGGAUUGUGCACACUUUGUUUCCUUGAGGAGGUUGACAAUUUGAUCAAUCACAGCCAUUUAUUCAAGCGGAGUAUCAUAUUAGUAAAGGCAUGGUGUUUCUACGAGAGUCGUAUUCUUGGAGCUCACCAUGGUCUUAUAUCUACUUACGCAUUGGAGACCCUGGUUCUGUACAUUUUUCACGUGUUCAACAACAGUUUUACUGGACCACUUGAGGUAUUAUACCGUUUCUUAGAAUUCUUUGGCAACUUUGAUUGGGAGAAAUUUUGUUUGAGCUUGUGGGGCCCAGUACCUAUAAGUUCACUUCCAGACAUGACUGCGGAACCCCCACGGAUGGACACUGGGGAAUUGUUGUUGGGCAAGCCCUUUCUGGAUAAUUGCAAUCAAGCCUAUGGAGUUAUGCCUCGCACCCAGGAGACCCAGGGUCAACCAUUUGUUUCAAAACACUUCAAUGUUAUUGAUCCGUUGCGAACAAACAAUAACCUUGGAAGAAGCGUUGGUAAAGGUAAUUACUUCAGAAUACGCAGUGCCUUCUGUUUUGGCGCGAAAAAGCUGGCAAAGUUACUCGAAUGUCCAAAAGAAGAUAUAAUUACUGAAGUGAAUCAGUUCUUUACAAAUACAUUAACAAGACAUGGGAGUGGGAAUCGUCCUGAUGCACCUACACCAAAUUUGGUUCCUGAGCAUACUCUGAAGGUUGCCCCUGCUGAAGCAUCAAGCAGCCACAGAAGUGCAAUGAUGCCCAAGAAUAAGGUUGUAAAGUCUAAACUUCGUGCUAAUCAGGAUACUCUCCCUGAAGGUUCUCAUGGCUAUCCUGAACCUAUUUCUCAACCACCUCAGAGAAGUGAUCUACACUCUCGAAAUUCACCAAAUAUAGUUAAUCCUGGUGUUGCUCAACAACUCCAAGUUUAUGCGACACAACCCAAUGCCAAGGUCUCUGAACAGCUUGAAAGAAACAGGUCUGGUGGAUCAAUGCAAAGUGAAAGGGAUAGGAGAAUGCCAAAUGUUCUCUUUGUUAAUGGCAGAAAUGGGCAAAACAGGUCACCGUUUGCGAGAACCCGGUCUAGUCCUGAACUGACAGACCAUUCUGUUGAAGGAUAUUCUCGUGGAAGGCGAACUAGAGUGGUUGAAACGGAAAAGUCUGUGAAGAAUGAUUGCAAUAGCAGAAUUCCAGAAUUGUCUAGCAACCACAGCACAAAGUCUUCGCAGGAUGAGUCAAUGCCUUCCAUGAACAGUUCAUCUCACCCAAGUGCAAAAGCAGCUUCUGACUCAAAUAGUGUUUCGAGCAGCUAUCAUGAAGACAACGGUUUCAUGGUUAACGAAGAACUUCCUUCUGUUUCUGAGGCUUUGGAGAUGCAGCAUGAGGAACAUGCACUAGUUAAUCUAAUGGCAUCAGCGAAGUUGCAUGGCUUCAAUGGACAGGUUCAAUUGCCAAUGCAGCAAAUACCCUCGCAUAUGUCUGUAGCACCUUUGCCUUUACUGCCUCCAGCAGCAUUUCCUCAAAAACAUUUUGCCGGAAUUCCACCAGGGAGUCCAUGGUUGAACCACAUGCAGUUCCUCCAAGGAUUUGCUCCACCACCUAUGAUCCAUUAUACUCACAACCCUACUUUCGCACAAAACAAUGAUGAUGGCAAUGAUUGUGAAAAGGCUGUCACACCAGAUUUAAAUCUUGAUGACGGCAACAAUCAGUAUGAGUAUAUUGUUCAAUUGUCUAGAAAUUUUAACAAUGAAGGAAGGGAUACACGUGUGCAUCAUUUUGAUGGCAGGAACCGUUCCUCUUCACCUAAUGGUGUAUCUCGUGCCCCCUUAGAAAGGCAGGCAGAAUAUACUAUUGAGCAUAGUGGAGCAGUAGAAGAAAAUUAUGCCAUCAUGUUUCAAAACCAAGUAAGUAGAGAUGUCAGUUUAAAUGUCCCCAGGAGUAGUGGAAAUGUGAGAACUACUUCACAACCCAGUUCCUCCAAAAGCAAAGUUCCGCCAGAGAGUUCAUCGGAUGAAAUAACUGGACAAGCAUCGAGGGAUAAAUGGGGGAAAAGGCCUACCUGUGCAGCACCUGUCACAACCACACUUAGCAUAAGUAAGACUGGUUGGCAGUCAGGAAAUAGUACUGAGCAUAUGCCAACAGAAGUUGAUGAAGUCACCAGGAAUGGUGUUGUAAUACCAACCAUUAGGAAUGAAGGCUCUGACAUAAUAGCAGGGUCUAUCUCAUCAGAAACAUCAAGAACUAGUCAAGUACCAAAUGAUUUUAACUUGUCACGGAUUGGCAUGCAUAAUCCAAUGUUUGCACAUAUCCUUAUUGGUUCCCCUCAGCAGAGGAAAGCUGAUAACUCUGGACUGAUCUUUGUCCCAACAGGUCCACCGGUUCCUUUUGUCCUCCCAAAUUUUCCUGGCAAUAGUGAUCGCUCUGUGCCACAGUUUGAGGGCAAUGAAGGAAUUGAUCAGUUUCAAAAUUUUGGUUCACUCAAUGAUGUUCACCAACCUGAUACCAGUGCCACCUCAACAGCAUCAUCCAGGAGUGUAGCUGAUCCAUCUGUGGAGCACAAGCCUGACAUCUUGAACAGUGAUUUUGUUAGCCAUUGGCAGAAUUUACAAUAUGGACGACUAUGCCAAGAUGCACGCCCCCUGGCUCCUGUAUUAUACCCUUUUGCGGUUCCUCCAGCAUACUUGCAGGGCCAUGCUCCAUGGGAUGGGCCUGGAAGACCAGCUUCACCAAAUGUUAACUGGACACCAAUGGUGGGUCCUGGUCAACGAGUUUUUCCUGUGAUGCCAAUACAGCCUGCUUCAGAAAGAGCAACUGGCAUUACUCAGCACUAUGGGGAGCAUGCACCCAGAUACCGUGGUGGGACAGGAACUUACUUGCCAAAUCCUAAGGUUCCGUUUAGGGACCGAGAGCGGCACUCAAGUUCAAGAUACUACAGAGGAAGUUAUAAUAGUGACAGGGGUGACAGUAGUGACAAGGAAGGAAGUUGGGCAAACUCAAGACAACGAAAUCCUGGCCGUACCUAUGGACGCAGCCAAUCAGAGAGGUCGGGCCUGAGGUCUGAUAGGCAGACGGCAGAUGAAAGUCAAUUUGAGAGGCAGCGGCGAUCGCAUAGAAAUGACUCUCACAGGCAUGAGGCUGGGGCUCAAUAUCUUGUACAGGGCCAAUCUUUUGGAUCCACCAACUCCAAUCGCAGACCAGGGAACAUGGCACAUGGUGUUUAUUCAUCACCAUAUAUAGCUCCAAAUGGUGUUGGUGCUUCAGAUCAACCGUAUUUCAUGGUGUACCCAUACGAACCAGGUGCAAAUCAUGUUUCUUCCUCUGAACCACUUGAAUUUGGCUCACUGGGGCCUAUCCAUAUGGCUGAUGGUGGUGAUCUACCACAGCCCACUCGUCAAGUAAUGGCUAAUGGCUAUUAUGGGCAAAGGCAUACUGCAUUUAGGGUUAGUUCCUCUCAUUCAUCUCCUGAUCGACCGUCCUCACCCCAACCUCGCAGGUAGUUGAAGUCGUAACACAACGGCUUGGUUCUGACACUGAAGCCAUGCGCAUCCUUGAGUUAUAUUUAGCUCUGAUGUUUGUGAUUAUAUCCUACAUGGGCGCAUAUUGUUGGACCAUCUGGUGCCUAGGGCGUGGAUCUGCUUUUAGCUGGUAUAAGCAGCUGGUGUUCAAAUACCUAGAGUUAGGUCAUCAUUUACCUCUGUCCAAAGAACACAUCGGUCAUCAGCAGGUUAUCAUUUAUUGGUAAGCAGCUGAUGCUUUGAGAUGCCACACCAAUAUUCAAUUCCAUUAAGAGACAAAUCGGCCAUUGCAUUUGUUUUACUGGCCAUUAUCAUUGUGCUUAAAAUCAAACAAGCAUCACCUGAAUAAACCAUUGAACCAGCAAGACCAGAAGAUCUCCAUGAAGAAUUAGCCCAAAGGAUAUAUCAUCACUUGAUCAGGGGUUAACUGAGAAUGCCGGCCCUCGUAUUGCAUGUGCGCAUCAAAUAUGACAGAUAUUGGAUUGAAUGGAGGAGUGCUGGCUUCUCCAGCUCGAUAUGAAAGACGAGACUGGAAAAUUAUCGGACUCUACUAUUGCCUGGACAGUAGACCUGUGCAGCUAAAAGCUAUGUCAGUAGGUAGAAGUAAGAUCUUGUAAUCAUUUUUUUCACAUACAAAGAACUUUUCACAUGUAUUUGAAUUUAGUAGAACUGUCAGACAGCAAAUCUUGCAGUUCAGUUUCUAGCAUGGAGGAAUAUAAUCGUCUGAAUUACUCUCUGGUAACAAGUAAAGAUUAAUCAGUAGCUUCAUCCCUA
Brachypodium distachyon (stiff brome) is the source of this 5059-nucleotide messenger RNA. RefSeq lists its product as uncharacterized. Lineage: Eukaryota; Viridiplantae; Streptophyta; Magnoliopsida; Poales; Poaceae. The record is from RefSeq and is a predicted model, not a curated record. Bases 344 to 4267 code for a protein of 1307 amino acids. The transcript is spliced from 9 exons.